This is a messenger RNA of Eucalyptus grandis, 1392 nucleotides long. RefSeq names its product probable aldo-keto reductase 1. Gene Ontology annotation, cellular component: cytoplasm. The record is from RefSeq and is a predicted model, not a curated record. NCBI's taxonomy places the organism in Eukaryota, Viridiplantae, Streptophyta, Magnoliopsida, Myrtales, Myrtaceae. The transcript is spliced from 7 exons. The coding region runs from base 84 to 1136 and encodes 350 amino acids.
GACUCCUAUAUAUACAUGGAAUUUAACUAGGAUUGAACCAGAAGAUAAAGGAGCUAGCAAUUCCUUGCAGGUGCAUCUGAAAUAUGGCCCAGGAGCAACAUGUUCAGAUUCCCAGAGUGAAACUUGGAACUCAGGGUCUUGAGGUUUCCAAGUUGGGCUUUGGCUGUAUGGGACUGACAGGAAUUUACAACGAUCCUGUCCAGGAGGAAGCCGGCGUAUCCAUCAUCACCGAUGCGUUCGCCAAGGGGGUAACAUUUUUCGACACGUCGGAUGUAUACGGCCCAAAAACUAAUGAAAUUCUGGUUGGGAAGGCGUUGAAGAAGUUGCCUCGUGAGAAGGUGCAGUUAGCUACCAAAUUCGGGGCGCUGCAAUCCAAGGGAUACGAUGUGGCGAUAAAUGGAAGGCCUGAAUAUGUCCGCUCAUGCUGUGAGGCCAGCCUUAAGCGCCUCGAUGUUGACUACAUAGAUCUCUAUUACGUGCAUCGAAUCGACACAUCGGUCCCAAUAGAGGAAACUAUGGGAGAACUGAAGAAGUUGGUGGAAGAGGGGAAAGUGAAGUACAUUGGCUUGUCGGAAGCCAGUCCUGACACCAUACGGAGAGCGCACGCGGUUCAUCCCGUCACUGCCUUACAAAUCGAGUGGUCACUCUGGACUCGUGACAUUGAGCAAGAAAUCGUCCCUCUCUGCAGGGAGCUUGGGAUCGGCAUAGUGCCAUAUAGUCCUCUCGGUCGCGGGUUCUUUGGUGGUAGGGGAGUCAUAGGAGCUGUGCCUGGGAAGAGCCUUCAGGAAAGGUUUCCCAGGUUUCAACCGGAGAAUUUGGAGAAGAACAAAGUCUUUUACACCCGAAUCGAGAAGCUAGCAAAGAAGCACGAUUGCACCCCGAUCCAGCUCGCCCUGGCAUGGGUUCUGCAUCAAGGGGAUGACGUUGUGCCGAUACCGGGAACGACAAAGAUAAAGAACCUGGACACCAACAUCGGCUCCUUGCAAGUGAAACUCGCAGAGGACGAUUUGAGAGAGAUAUCAGAUGCCGUGCCAAUCGAGGAGGUCGUCGGUGGCAGUAUUCACGAAAGGUUUGCUCGUCUCUCGUGGAGGUACGCGGACACGCCGCCCCUGAGAGACGGGAAAUCGUCGGCCUAGACUUCCUUCAGUUUCAGGGAGCACUGUUCGGCUCUCUGCUUUGUUCUUUUCCUGUCUGUAACCGAGGUCUGCAAGAUCAUGGGGAUCUUGACGCAAAAAUAAAACCAGGGAUUGUUAAGUCCCUUGGAUCUGGAAGGGAAAGCUGGAAUUAAUCAUCAAUGAUGAUGUUGCAUUUUGCAGUUGCUGUUUGAUACCAUUUUGCAGAUUUCUUGCUUUUUGUCCAAUAAAGCUCUCGGACAAAAUAUCUUUCAUCCAA